CAUCCAAUCAAGCAAUAGUGCGCAAAAAUAAAGCUAGAUUAAAAACAGACUAGCCCCAGUUUCACGUGACUGAUCGAAACUUUUCGAUUUUUUUCUGGAGUUUACCUUUUUCGAGAGCCUCAAUGGGGAAUCGCAAUUUGCCAACUUUCUAACCAUCAAAAUGGCCGUGUUAAUGUCAUGACAAAUCGAUGUGCGCCGGACCUUUGGUGCCUUCAGCAGUUGAACCUCCGCAUUCACGGAAUUGGACCGUCGUCAAAUCUCACAAACUAUCUUCUUAUGGGACAUGCAAAUUGUCUUUGCAGAUGCCGUGCUUACUCUCGUCAUUGCUGCGCACCCUGUCGAGAAGAGACUUUGUUGCGUUCUAGUCAUAAUUCGAAACAUGGAGGGAUUACUGGAGGCGCUGUCGUUUCCAAGAUCAUGGGAGCAAGAAGGCGGUCAAUCAUGGAUUCGUGGCUGCCCUCUCCUCACUUCCAUCCAAGUUGCACAAGUUGCACAACGCACACGGCUGCGGGGUAGGGGCAAUGGAUUUCUUGGACGCCGACAGAAUUCAGCAUCUCCGGUUACAGGUUUGUGUCCUUCGAUACCGAACGGGAUGGCCAUGGAAAUGCUCGAAGCUGUCAACCUUGGAGGAUGCUCGACCUGCUGUUGAGGCACGGCUCUCAUAAUAUGAUCUACCUACCUACCUCGACAGCCUUAUAAGAUGUGUUGGUUGGACUUUCUGGAACAGGACUAAGGGCCCACUCCCAGUUCCAUCAGGUCCCGAGGAAAUACUUCGUACCGAUCUGCGUCCCGCCAGCAACCUUGGCCGGCUCAUCGUCCGUCUGCACCCUGCAUUGGCUCCUUCGCUCGCUGUGCUGGGGCUGGAAACCGCCUGGAUGAGGGGUUGAACGUCAAAGCUCAAGCCUUCGAGCAGAAAAUUUCUUUGCCCGGUGCCCGCUCGACUGGACCAACCGCGUUGCCAGAACACGACAGGCUCCGUGCAAAACGCAUCAUGCCGCAUGCAGUAUUUUCAUCCACACC
This is a messenger RNA of Mollisia scopiformis, 1020 nucleotides long. RefSeq lists its product as uncharacterized. The record is from RefSeq and is a predicted model, not a curated record. The coding region runs from base 284 to 649 and encodes 121 amino acids. The transcript has 2 exons. Lineage: Eukaryota; Fungi; Ascomycota; Leotiomycetes; Helotiales; Mollisiaceae.